Messenger RNA from Sphenostylis stenocarpa, 2043 nucleotides. The record is from the annotation of a GenBank genome assembly. Lineage: Eukaryota; Viridiplantae; Streptophyta; Magnoliopsida; Fabales; Fabaceae.
AUGCCUGAACUUCGAACCCGAAGAAACCGGGCAACGUUCCAUGACCCAAACCCGAACCCGAACACCCAGAACCGCCAGAGGAGAACUCGAAGAACCACUCUCAACUCCGGCAGGAACAAUCGCAACACGCUCGCACGUUGUGGAAUCGGUAACCGCGAAUUAGAAGAGAAGGAACAACGACAACAACAACAACAACACGUGCCUCUGCUUAGGGUUUCCGUUAAGGAAAAAGAGAAAGUGAUGGAUGACGAGUACGACAGCGGCGGUGGCCGGAGCGCCGACAAGGCUACUCCCGCCGAAGACGAAGGAAGCACUGCUCCCAUUCCCGAGAGGAUACAGGUAGGUGGUUCUCCGUUGUACAGAUUAGACAGAAAACUUGGGAAGGGAGGGUUUGGACAGGUUUACGUAGGUAGGAGAGUUGGUGCUGGUGCCGGAGCGUUAGAGGUAGCUUUGAAGUUUGAACAUAGAAGCAGUAAGGGGUGCAAUUAUGGACCUCCAUAUGAGUGGCAAGUUUACAAUGCAUUGGGUGGUAGUCAUGGUGUUCCACGUGUUCAUUACAAGGGACGGCAAGGUGAUUACUAUGUUAUGGUUAUGGAUAUGCUUGGCCCUAGUCUGUGGGAUGUCUGGAAUAACAACUCAAACACGAUGUCUGCGGAAAUGGUGGCAUGUAUAGCAAUUGAGGCUAUCUCCAUUUUAGAGAAGAUGCAUUCUAGAGGAUAUGUGCAUGGUGAUGUAAAACCUGAGAAUUUUUUGCUUGGCACCCCGGGAACUGCUGACGAGAAAAAGCUUUUCCUGGUUGAUCUUGGAUUAGCAACCCGAUGGCGGGAUAGUUCGACUGGCCUUCAUGUUGAGUAUGAUCAACGACCAGACGUAUUUAGGGGAACAGUUCGUUAUGCUAGUGUGCAUGCUCAUCUUGGUAGAACAGGGAGCAGGAGGGAUGAUUUGGAAUCUCUUGCUUACACGUUAAUUUUCCUUCUUCGUGGUCGGUUACCUUGGCAAGGAUUCCAGGGAGAAAAUAAAGGAUUCCUUGUCUGCAAGAAAAAGAUGGCGACCUCACCAGAAGCUUUGUGUUGUGUCUGUCCUCCACCUUUUCGGCAGUUUGUGGAGUAUGUAGUGAAUUUGAAGUUUGACGAAGAGCCGAAUUAUGCUAAGUAUAUAUCACUUUUUGAUGGAAUUGUUGGUCCAAAUCCGGACUUCAGGCCCAUAAACACUGAUGGUGCACAGAAGCUUAUAUAUUUGGUUGGACAUAAGAGAGGACGAUUGACUGUGGAAGAAGAUGAUGAUGAACAACCAAAGAAGAAAGUCAGAAUGGGAAUGCCAGCAAUGCAAUGGAUUAGUGUGUACAAUGCCCGCCGACCAAUGAAGCAAAGGUACCAUUACAAUGUUGCUGAUGUGCGGCUGUCCCAACACAUUGAAAAGGGACAUGAGGAUGGGUUAUUUAUCAGCAGUGUAGCUUGUUGUUCUAACCUUUGGGCACUUAUUAUGGAUGCUGGCACUGGUUUCACUGCACAAGUUCAUGAACUCUCACCCCACUUUCUUCACAAGGAAUGGAUUAUGGAACAGUGGGAAAAUAGUUAUUACAUAAGUGCCAUAGCAGGAUCUAACAAUGGGAGCUCAUUGGUUGUAAUGUCUAAAGGGACCCAAUAUGUGCAGCAAUCCUAUAAAGUCAGUGAGUCAUUUCCAUUCAAGUGGAUCAAUAAAAAGUGGAGAGAAGGAUUUUAUGUCACUGCUAUGGCCACUGCUGGGAGUAGAUGGGCAAUUGUUAUGUCCCGUGGUGCUGGAUAUUCGGACCAGGUUGUGGAACUUGAUUUCCUGUAUCCUAGUGAAGGCAUUCAUCGCAGGUGGGACAAUGGUUACCGCAUCACUUCAACUGCAGCUACAUGGGACCAAGCUGCUUUUGUUCUUAGUGUCCCAAGAAGAAAACCGGCUGAUGAAACUCAAGAGACACUUCGCACAUCUGCCUUUCCUAGUACUCAUGUUAAGGAAAAAUGGUCAAAAAAUCUCUAUAUUGCAUCAAUAUGCUAUGGGAGAACAGUUUCAUGA